AUGAAGGAUGGUGGUAGAAAACAAGGUGUAAUGACACCAUGUGCUGCAUGCAAGCUUCUUAGAAGAAGAUGUGCUCAUGAUUGUGUAUUUGCUCCAUAUUUUCCAGCUGAUGAACCUCACAAGUUCGGAAGUGUUCACAAGGUUUUUGGGGCAAGCAAUGUGAACAAAAUGUUACAGGAAUUACCGGAACAUCAACGAAGUGAUGCAGUUAGUUCAAUGGUAUAUGAAGCAAAUGCAAGAGUAAGGGACCCUGUGUAUGGUUGUGUUGGAGCCAUAUCCUCUCUUCAGCAACAAGUUGAUGUACUUCAAACCCAAUUAGCACAAGCACAAGCAGAGGUUGUUCAUAUGAAAAUUCAUCAAUCUUCAUCAUCAUCAGAUCAACACCAAUCAUCACCAUCAUCAGAAAAUGUGUACCAUUUGGGGUCAUACUAG
This is a messenger RNA of Vicia faba (fava bean), 432 nucleotides long. NCBI's taxonomy places the organism in Eukaryota, Viridiplantae, Streptophyta, Magnoliopsida, Fabales, Fabaceae. The record is from the annotation of a GenBank genome assembly.